CAGAGAGAAGUUGGCGUUUCUUUGUCUUGUAGCUCUAGUAAUCCAAAGCCUUAAAAAAAUAAAUUAGAGCCCAGUGUCAGUUAAGUUUUGCUUUGUGUCCGUUUCAGAACCAAUUACCCAGACAAAAUAGCCACCAAAAAAGGAAAAGGAAGAGAAAUACAUCUUUGCUGCUAUUAUAUAUUUCAUUAUUUUGAGCAACUUAUAGGCCUUUUUUUGUGUUUUUUGUGUUUUUUUUUGCUUUUUAAAGUUGAAUUUUGAGUGAGGAAGGAAUUGGGUUUUCACUUUUCAAUGUCUUCAGAUCUUUAUAUUUUUGAUGACCACCGCCAUUCAAGCUCAGACAUGAUCUCCUCUGAUGGAGACCUGACCUUUAUGUCAGACUCACCGUUUGAUAUUUUUCAGGGAAUUUCAAUUUCAGACAGCCAAAACUAUCAUAACCGAGUUGAAGAAUCUCACUCCUUUGACCACUUUUCUCCUCCACUUGUGUCUUCCUCCUCUCCAAGUCAGCAAUUAGAUAGCUUGAACCAUAUGCAAACCCAUAAUUUGCAGUGUUUGCCUAAUGUUUCUGGUGUGCCAUAUGGGUUUGGGAAUUUGUCUGGCUUGGAAGGUUUAGAGGUUAAAAAUGAAGAAUGUCAAUUGGGUUUUGAGUCUUCUUUCAACCAGGCCUUUGUUCCUCAAAGUUACAGUUGUGGGACUGAGAAUGUGGCUAAUAAGUUCAUGCAGAGGAGCUAUAGUAGUAAUUGUUUUGAAGGAAAGCCCAGCUUUCUCUUUCAGCCUCACUUUGAUACUUUAAUGGAGUCCCAAAACUUUCAAAACCAGGCCUUAAGCCCACCUGAAAAUAGUUUUUUAGCUGGACAGAUGAGAAGGGUUUGUAGCACAGGUGAUUUGCAGAAUAUCAAAGCAACACACACUGCCCCAAGGUCCUACUCAGGUCCUUUGGCUACAGAAAGCUCAUUCAAUGAAGAAACAAACAUUAAAGUAGGGCGUUACAGUGCAGAAGAGAGAAAAGAGAGGAUUUCCAAGUACAGAGCCAAAAGAACCCAGAGGAACUUCAACAAGACCAUUAAGUAUGCAUGUCGAAAAACACUAGCCGACAAUCGACCCCGCAUACGUGGAAGAUUCGCACGCAAUGACGAAACCGGUGAGAUUCCCAAAGCUGCAUGUUCAACCGGUAUUGAAGAAGAAGAUUAUCUCUGGCUUGAGGGUUUGCAUGAAGAGAAUGGAACAGUGAAUAUGGGACAGUUUGUGAACGGUUUUGGUGGAGCCACAGAAGAGUUUCAGUGCUAUGGCUUUUGAAGAAUAUUGAUAGUUGGAAGAAUCUAUAAAUCUUUUUCUAGGAGGAGCUUUCAUAGUAUAGUUAGGUCCGUA
Messenger RNA from Quercus lobata, 1365 nucleotides. Its product is annotated as zinc finger protein CONSTANS-LIKE 1-like. NCBI's taxonomy places the organism in Eukaryota, Viridiplantae, Streptophyta, Magnoliopsida, Fagales, Fagaceae. The transcript has 4 exons. The record is from RefSeq and is a predicted model, not a curated record. The coding region runs from base 289 to 1293 and encodes 334 amino acids. Gene Ontology annotation, cellular component: nucleus. Gene Ontology annotation, molecular function: protein binding; DNA-binding transcription factor activity. Gene Ontology annotation, biological process: regulation of flower development.